CGCGCAGAGCCGCCGUUUAGUAAAGAUGUGUUGUGUCGUUCAUCAUUUAUUUUAGUGAAAGAAAACGGAGAGAAAUUAAGGCUGCAGUGUAUCUUAACGUCAUUUACAUCCGUCACCUGUGCCUUAACAAUAUUUCCAGGCUAAUUAAGCGGCUGACAAAUGAACGCACAUCAUGACAUCUCGUAAAAACUUGACCGUUAUAUUAGCGAUAAUAUUUGGAAUUUUCACAAUUAACAUACAUGCUAGAUCUUGGGAUUUAGCAGUAUUGAUAGGGCGUGAAAUUGAAUUUCUUGCGCAAAAUCAAACAUUAAUAGCGCAAGCAAAAUUUAUGGAUGCUGUGGCUCUAUCGGGGGUGGCUUAUGAUGAAAAUACUCGAACAAUGUUUCUCAGCGAUUUGAGAAAUAAGAAUAACAUGUCCAUAUUUAGUAAUGAUCUGACGGACAAGAAUUUUACGUUAAAACCGUUACAUAAAAAUCGAAAUAAGAGUCUCAUCUUGACACUUGCCUUUGAUGUAGAAACGCAAACUCUAUUUUGGAGUGAUAUUCUACAAGAAGUGAUUAUGAAGAUGCAUAUAUUACCAGAUGGAUCACUGGAAGAAGCAAAGGUGCUCCACAAUUUAACUAGCUUAAAUCCGUGUGGUAUCGCUCUGGAUGUAUGUAACAGGCACAUAUACUGGACAAAUAAUAAUAAUUCAUAUUCAAGUAUCGAACGGUCAAAUUUAGACGGAAGUAAUCAAACAACCAUAAUCAACGAAAAUUUGUAUGAUCCGCUAGCUAUCGCUAUAGAUCAUAUCAACGAGAAACUUUAUUGGAUCGACGAUAUUGAAGGCAUACGAAUUAAAAUCGAGCGUAGUAAUCUCGAUGGUUCUGAACGUGAAUAUUUGAUUCAACCUAAACGUCAUCAACCAGUUCAUUUGGCAUUAGAUAAUGAUUCGAUAUAUUGGAACGAUAUCACGGAAAGAGCUAUUUGGAGAAUGCCAAAAGAUGGGAAAAAUGAAAGUUCAAUGAUUAAGUUUCGUUCGUAUCAUGAGUCGCAUCCUGGUAUUGCACCAAGUGGGAUUUUAACGCGUGAUAAUGUUGGCAAAAUAGAUUGCAAAAAAAGAUCAAAAAUUAGUACGACGAUCACAAUACCGCUUCGUGAAUCAUCUAAUAAUUUGACAACUAGUACAGAAGAAAUGAACGAAAUAAUUACUGAAACAAUCAAAUACUGUCUGAAUAAUGGUCUUAUGAACGAAAAAGAAGGAACAUGUCAAUGUAAAUCUGGAUUCACUGGAGCACAUUGCGAGACGGAUUUUUGUCAUAAUUAUUGUUUACAAGGCAGCUGCAGUAUAAACAUUAAUGGGUUACCCAUCUGUAAGUGCAAUAGUACAUUUAUUGGACCAAGAUGUGAAAUAGAUCCAUGCAAAGACUAUUGUUUGCAUGAUGGUCAAUGUUCCGUCCUAAAUGAGAAACCAGUUUGUAAGUGUAAAUAUUCUGAAGGAUCUCGUUGUGAGAUUUUAAACAAUGUAAUUGAAUUUUGUGAAAUAUUUUGUGCAAACAUGGAACCAGUUCCUACUAGCGUUUCUCUUAACGCUAAGUGCAGAUGUGCUGAAAGAAAUGAAAAAGGUGCACAAUUAGUGACAGUUAAAGAAGAAGAAGACGAAUAUAGAACAUUAUUACCAAUUUUUGGUGCAUUCAUUGGCAUACUUGCUCUCGUGAUAAUCGUACUUAGUUAUUAUGUAAAUAAGUUUCGAAAACGACCACGUAUCAAAAAACGUUUCGUCGUCAGCAAAGGCGGUGUGACGCCGCUCACGUCUCGACCACAGCUGCCGGAUAAUCAAUGUGAAAUAACCAUAGAAAACUGCUGCAACAUGAAUAUCUGUGAAACUCCAUGUUUCGAACCAAAAUUAUGUGCAACGGCGCCGGGAACAAAUGGUUCUAAGAAAGAAGAAAAAAAUUCUUUGCUCGAUAAUAUGGAAGAAAAUUCAUGGUAGCAUAAACUAAUAACUCGACGUAUUGAUUGGCGAAGAUUUUGUGGAGUUAAUAAAAAAUUUAUGGAAAGUUUAACUUCGCAGAACUACACGUCUGUACAUACCGCAGAACGUUGUAAUAUUAUUGUUAUAUUUAAUAACAAUGCUUAUGAGAUACAAGAACAUCAUGAUGAUGAUACAGUCAAAAGAAGAAAGCCAAAGGUCUUUUUCGAAGACUCUUAAUUUUUAUUACAUUAAAUAAUAUGUAGGGCUGUGUUCAUAUAAAGAUGAUUUCAUCUAAUUAUUAAAAGAAUUAUCAAUUUUUUUUAAAAA
Messenger RNA from Apis laboriosa (Himalayan honeybee), 2281 nucleotides. RefSeq names its product protein cueball (gene cue). The transcript is spliced from 7 exons. The record is from RefSeq and is a predicted model, not a curated record. NCBI's taxonomy places the organism in Eukaryota, Metazoa, Arthropoda, Insecta, Hymenoptera, Apidae. Bases 173 to 1972 code for a protein of 599 amino acids.